Nestor notabilis (Kea) is the source of this 6639-nucleotide messenger RNA. It is a transcript of the gene ACACB, whose product is annotated as acetyl-CoA carboxylase beta. Gene Ontology annotation, molecular function: acetyl-CoA carboxylase activity; metal ion binding; ATP binding. Gene Ontology annotation, biological process: fatty acid biosynthetic process. Lineage: Eukaryota; Metazoa; Chordata; Aves; Psittaciformes; Psittacidae. The record is from RefSeq and is a predicted model, not a curated record.
CACUGCAGGCCUAGCAUGUCCGGACUGAACCUAGCAAAGAAAGGACGUGAGCACAAGAAGAUGGAUCUACAACGGGACUUCACCGUCGCCUCGCCGGCGGAGUUCGUCACCCGCUUCGGCGGCAACCGUGUCAUUGAGAAGGUCCUUAUUGCCAACAACGGCAUCGCCGCUGUGAAGUGCAUGCGCUCCAUCCGCCGGUGGGCCUAUGAGAUGUUCCGAAACGAGCGUGCCAUUCGGUUCGUGGUCAUGGUCACCCCUGAGGACCUCAAGGCUAAUGCAGAGUACAUCAAAAUGGCAGAUCACUACGUGCCUGUUCCGGGGGGGACCAACAACAACAACUAUGCCAACGUGGAGCUGAUUGUGGACAUUUCCAAACGGAUCCCGGUCCAGGCGGUGUGGGCUGGCUGGGGACAUGCCUCGGAAAACCCCAAGCUGCCAGAGCUGCUGCAGAAAAAUGGGAUAGCUUUCCUAGGUCCCCCCAGUGAAGCCAUGUGGGCACUGGGGGAUAAAGUCGCCUCCACCAUCGUGGCUCAGACACUCCAGAUCCCCACGCUGCCAUGGAGCGGGAGUGGGCUGCUGGCCCAGGUGUCNGAGGAAGGCCAGAAGCAUCAGCAGAUGAUCAGCAUCCCCCUCGAGACGUAUGACCAGGCCUGCAUCAAGGAUGUGGAAGAAGGCCUGGAGCCUGCGAACCUUGGCCCUUUUGGCCCCCCAGCAUACCCCAGCAUCCGAAAAGUGGAAGCAGCAGAGGAAUUUGGCACCUGCUUCCGGCAGGUGCAGGCAGAGGCCCCCGGGUCCCCCAUCUUCCUGAUGCAGCUGGCGCAGCACGCGCGGCACCUGGAGGUGCAGGUGCUGGCUGACGAGUACGGCCGCGCCAUCUCCCUCUUCGGCCGGGACUGCUCCAUCCAGCGCCGGCACCAGAAGAUCAUCGAGGAAGCGCCCGUCAGCAUCGCGGCACCCUCCGUCAUCGAGGUGAUGGAGCAGUGCGCGGUCCGCCUGGCGCAGGUGGUGGGUUACGUGAGCACGGGCACUGUGGAGUACCUGUACAGCGAGGAUGGCAGCUUCCACUUCCUCGAGCUGAACCCACGCCUGCAAGUGGAGCACCCUUGCACAGAGAUGAUCGCGGAUGUGAACCUCCCUGCUGCCCAGCUGCAGAUCGCAAUGGGCAUCCCCUUGCACAGGAUAAAAGACAUCCGGGUGCUGUAUGGGGAGAGCCCCUGGGGUGAUACAUCCAUCAGCUUCCACAGCCCCACCAACGCCCCUGUGCCCAGGGGCCACGUCAUUGCUGCCCGGAUCACCAGCGAGAACCCCGAGGAGGGUUUCAAGCCCAGCUCGGGGACGGUGCAGGAGCUGAACUUCCGCAGCAGCAAGAACGUCUGGGGGUACUUCAGCGUGGCAGCAGCCGGGGGGCUGCACGAGUUUGCUGAUUCCCAGUUUGGGCACUGCUUCUCGUGGGGAGAGAACCGGGAAGAGGCCAUCUCGAACAUGGUGGUUGCCCUGAAGGAGCUGUCUAUCCGUGGGGACUUCCGGACCACAGUGGAGUAUCUGAUUAAGCUGCUGGAGACAGAGAGCUUCCAGAACAAUGCCAUAGACACGGGCUGGCUGGACCAUCUGAUUGCUGAGAAAGUGCAGGCAGAGAAGCCUGACACGAUGCUGGGUGUUGUCUGUGGUGCCCUGAACGUUGCUGAUGCUGCCUUCAGGACGUGUAUGACUGACUUCCUGCACACACUGGAGAGGGGGCAGGUCCUGCCAGCAGCCUCCUUGCUGAACAUGGUUGAUGUGGAGCUCAUCUAUGAGGGCGUGAAGUACAUCCUCCAGGUUGCCCGUCAGUCCCUGACAACAUAUGUCAUCAUCAUGAACCACACGUACAUAGAGAUCGAUGUGCACCGGCUCAACGAUGGUGGGCUGCUGCUCUCCUAUGAUGGCAACAGCUACACCACCUACAUGAAGGAGGAGAUUGACAGAUACCGGCUCACCAUCGGCAACAAAACGUGUGACUUCGAGAAGGAGAAGGACCCCACGGUGCUGCGCUCACCCUCCGCGGGGAAGCUGCUGCAGUACACGGUGGAGGAUGGGGGCCAUGUGGAUGAGGGGAGUGUGUUUGCAGAGAUUGAGGUGAUGAAGAUCAUCAUGACGCUGAUGGUGGAGGAGGCUGGGCGGGUGCACUACAUCAAGCGACCGGGCGCACUGCUGGAGGUGGGAUGUGUCAUAGCCCGGCUCGAGCUGGAUGAUCCCACCAAAGUGAAGCCUGCACAGCCAUUCACGGGGGGGCUCCCACCCCAGCAGGCCCUGCCCAUCACUGGUGAGAAGCAGCACCAUGUUCUCCGCAGCGUGCUGGAGAAUCUCACCAAUGUCAUGAACGGGUACUGCCUGCCUGAGCCCUACUUCAGUGCCAAGGUGAAGGAGUGGGUGGCCCAGCUGAUGAAGACCCUGCGGGACCCGUCCCUUCCCCUCCUGGAGCUGCAGGAGAUCAUGACGAGCAUUUCGGGCAGAAUCCCACUGUCCGUGGAGAAGUCGAUCCGGAAGGUGAUGGCGCAGUACGCCAGCAACAUCACCUCCGUGCUCUGCCGCUUCCCCAGCCAGCAGAUCGCCAGCGUGCUGGACACCCAUGCGGCCACACUGCAGAGGAAGGCUGAGCGGGAGGUCUUCUUCAUGAACACGCAGAGCUUGGUGCAGCUGGUGCAGAGGUACCGCAGCGGCAUCCCAGGCUACAUGAAGGCAGUGGUGCUGGACCUGCUAAGACGCUACCUGCAAGUGGAGACACAAUUCCAGCAUGCCCACUAUGACAAGUGUGUCAUCAGCCUGCGGGAGCAGUGCAAACCUGACAUGACUCCUGUGCUGGAGAGCAUCUUCUCUCAUGCCCAGGUGGCCAAGAAGAACCUGCUGGUGACCAUGUUAAUUGACCAGCUCUGUGGCCGUGACCCCACGCUGACAGAGGAGCUUACAGCCAUCCUCAACGAGCUGACACAGCUCAGCAAGACCGAGCACUCCAAAGUAGCCCUGAGAGCCCGGCAGGUGCUCAUUGCCUCUCACCUGCCCUCCUACGAGCUGCGGCACAACCAGGUGGAGUCCAUCUUCCUCUCCUCUGUUGACAUGCACGGACACGAGUACUGCCCUGAAAACCUGAAGAAACUGAUCCUCUCAGAAACCACCAUCUUCGAUGUGCUUCCCAUCUUCUUCUACCACACCAACCAGGCGGUGUGCAUGGCAGCACUGGAGGUCUACGUGCGACGCGGGUACCUCGCCUAUGAGCUGAACAGCCUGCAGCACCGGCACACCUGCCUGGUAGAGUUCCAGUUCAUGCUGCCCUCCUCCCACCCAAACAGGAUACCUGUCCCCAUCAGCAUAUCCAACCCUGACCUGGCCCGGCACAGCACUGAGCUCUUCAUGGACAGUGGCUUUUCGCCCCUGAGCCAGCGGCUGGGAGCUAUGGUGGCCUUUGACAGAUUUGAGGACUUCACCAGGAACUUCGAUGAAGUGAUGUCCUGUUUUGCCAACCCACCUUCAGAGAGCAUGCCCUUCAACGAGCCACGAGCCACUAUCUAUGAGGAGGAGGAGGCCAAGAACACGCACGAGGAGCCGAUCCACAUCCUCAACGUCGCGCUCCGCUGGGCUGACCAUGCAGAAGACGAGAAGCUGGUGCCCAUCUUCAGAGCCUUUGCCCAGUCCAAGAAAAAGUUCCUCAUUGACUGUGGUCUCCGGAGAAUCACGUUUCUCAUUGCCCAGCAGAGAGAAUUCCCGAAGUUUUUCACGUUCAGAGCCAGGGAUGAGUUUGCAGAGGACCGCAUCUACCGGCACCUGGAGCCAGCGCUCGCCUUCCAGCUGGAGCUGAGCCGCAUGCGCAACUUCGACCUGACGGCCAUCCCCUGCGCCAACCACAAGAUGCACCUGUACCUGGGGGCUGCCAGGGUGCAGGCGGGCAGCGAGGCCACCGACUACCGCUUCUUCAUCCGCGCCAUCGUGCGCCACUCGGACUUCAUCACCAAGGAAGCUUCCUUCGAGUACCUGCAGAAUCACAUCGUCCUCAACUUCGUCCCCACAGUCAUCAUGGACCCCUCCAAGAUCGAGGAGUCGGUGCGCUCCAUGGUGAUGCGCUAUGGCAGGCGCCCCUUGGAACUCGGCAGCCGCCUCUGGAAGCUGCGGGUGCUGCAGGCCGAGGUGAAGAUCAACAUCCGCCUGACGCCCACUGCCAAGGCCAUCCCCAUCCGCCUCUUCCUGACCAACGAGUCCGGCUACUACCUGGACAUCAGCCUCUACAAGGAAGUGAAGGACCCCACCACUGGCAGCAUCAUGUUUCAGUCGUACGGGGACAAGCAAGGGCAGCAGCACGGGAUGCCCAUCAACACUGCCUACGUCACCAAGGACCUGCUCCAGGCCAAGCGGUUCCAGGCACAGUCCAUGGGCACCACCUAUGUGUAUGACUUCCCGGAGAUGAUCAGGCAGGCUCUCUUCAAGCUGUGGGGCUCCUCAGAGCGGUACCCCAAGGACAUCCUGACCUACACUGAGCUGGUGCUGGACUCGCAGGGGCAGCUUGUGCAGAUGAACAGGGUCCCUGGAGGGAAUCAGGUUGGGAUGGUUGCUUUCAAAAUGAAGCUGAAGACCCCCGAGUAUCCGAAGGGCCGGGACAUCGUGCUCAUCUGCAACGACAUCACACACCGGAUCGGCUCCUUCGGGCCGGAGGAGGACCUGGUCUUCCUGCGGGCCUCGGAGCUGGCGCGGGCCGAGGGCAUCCCCCGCGUCUACAUCGCUGCCAACAGCGGCGCCCGCAUCGGCUUCGCCGAUGAGAUAAAGCACAUGUUCCAGGUGGCCUGGGUGGACCCUGAGAACCCCUACAAGGGGUUCAAGUACCUGUACCUGACCCCCCAGGACUACACAAGGAUCAGUGCCAUGAACUCAGUGCGCAGUGAGCAUGUGGAGGAGGGGGGCGAGUCCAGGUAUGUCCUCCUGGACAUCAUUGGGAAGGAAAAUGGAUUUGGGGUGGAAAACCUGAGAGCUGCUGGUACCAUCGCUGGGGAGUCCUCUCGUGCUUAUGAUGAAAUAGUGACUAUCAGCAUGGUGUCCUGUCGUGCCAUUGGGAUCGGUGCAUACCUGGUGAGACUGGGCCAGCGUGUUAUCCAGGUGGAGAACUCCCACAUCAUCCUCACUGGUGUCACUGCUCUCAAUAAGGUGCUGGGCCGUGAAGUUUACACAUCCAAUAACCAGCUGGGGGGGGUGCAGAUCAUGCACAACAACGGCGUUUCCCAUGUCACUGUCCCAGAUGACUUUGAGGGGGUCUACACCAUCCUGCAGUGGCUCGCAUACAUGCCCAAGGACAACCGGAGCCCAGUGCCCAUCAUUGCCAUAAGUGACCCUGUUGAAAGAGAAAUUGAUUUUAUCCCUUCCAAAGUCCCCUAUGACCCCAGGUGGAUGCUGGCAGGGAGACCCCAUCCAACAAUCAAGGGGACCUGGCAGAGCGGCUUCUUCGACCAGGGCAGCUUCAUGGAGAUCAUGAGGCCGUGGGCUCAGACCGUUGUGGUUGGCAGAGCACGGCUGGGAGGUCUCCCUGUGGGUGUCAUCGCCGUCGAGACCCGCACCGUGGAGGUGACGAUACCCGCGGACCCGGCCAACCUGGACUCGGAGGCGAAGAUAGUCCAGCAGGCCGGGCAGGUCUGGUUCCCAGACUCUGCUUUUAAAACAGCCCAGGCUAUUCGGGACUUCAACCGGGAGCAUCUCCCACUCAUGAUCUUUGCCAACUGGAGAGGCUUCUCCAGCGGCAUGAAAGACAUGUACGACCAAAUGCUGAAGUUCGGCGCCUUCAUCGUCGACAGCCUGCGGGACUUCAAGCAGCCCGUCCUGGUCUACAUCCCACCGCAGGCCGAGCUGCGGGGGGGCUCCUGGGUGGUCAUCGACUCCACCAUCAACCCCCUGUACGUGGAGCUCUAUGCGGACAAGGAGAGCAGGGCAGGCAUUUUGGAGCCUGGAGGAACAGUGGAGAUCAAGUUCAGAAGGAAAGAUUUGGUGAAGACCAUGAGAAGGAUCGAUACAGUCUAUGCCAAGCUCGCUGAGCAGCUGGGAACCCCCCAGCUGCCCGAGGUGCAGCGCAAGGAGCUGGAGCAGCAGCUCAAGGCCCGGGAGGAGCUCCUGCUGCCCAUGUACUACCAGGUGGCCGUGCACUUUGCUGACCUGCACGACACCCCGGGCCGCAUGCAGGAGAAGGGUGUCAUCACGGACAUCCUGGAGUGGAGGAGCGCCCGCUCCUUCCUCUACUGGCGGCUGCGCCGGCUGCUGCUGGAGGAGGCGGUGAAGGCCGAGGUCCUGAAGGCGAACAGCGAGCUCAGCCACAUCCACGUCCAGUCCAUGCUGCGGCGCUGGUUCAUGGAGACGGAAGGAGCCGAGAAGGGCUACCUCUGGGACAACAACCAGGUGGUAGUGGAGUGGCUGGAGAAGCACAUGCAAGAGGAUGAAAGUGCCCAGUCAGCCAUCCGGGAGAACAUCAAGUGCUUGAAGCGGGACUUUGUGCUCAAGCACAUCCGGAGCUUGGUCCAAACCAACCCCGAGGUGACCAUGGACUGCAUCACUCAGAUAGCUCAGCACCUCAGCCCUGCACAGAAGGCCCAGGUUGCCCAUCUCCUGUCAACAGUGGAUAAUGACAGCCCAUCUUGA